UGUCCUGUUUUGGCCGGCAGGUUAGCGAUAGUUUCAUCAUCCAAGUUUUCAUCACUACUUCAAGGGGUGUGUGUACACGACACAUCGUUCAGUUUUAUGCAAUUUGUCUCCUACAUAAGUGCAACCCUUUGUGACAACUAUCAUUUGUAAGUUGGUAGUCCAAUGGCAGAGAUUGAGUCGCAAGUUGACAAGAUGAGUCUUGCUGAAAUCUACACAUCUGAAAAGACUGGUUCUGAUGAAUCAGGAGAUGGGACCGAAGGCAAGCCUUUCAAAACUGUCCUUCAGGUAAAUACUCAGGCUGGAAAAGAACCCUUCCCAACUAUAUAUGUUGAUGGCAAAGAAGGACAAAAAUAUGAAGUGGUAUCCAAGUCCCAGGUAAAGAAGAUCCAGAAGAUCUGGCAGAGAGAGCAGCACAAGCAGACGGACAAGGCUGAGAGAGAUGCUGCUGAUGCUCAGAGGAGAGACAUGAACCUUGAAGAAGCGAAAAAGAUCGUCCUUGAAAUGGACAAGUCCUUGCCAGAACCAAAGCAGAUAAAAAUUCAAGACUCUGUUGCCAGUCGUAACAUCAGAGUAAAGGUAUUUGGUUGGGUCCAUCGGCUGAGGCGUCAAGGAAAGAACCUGAUGUUUGUUGUUCUCCGUGAUGGGAGCGGAUUUGUUCAGUGUGUGAUGAAUGACAAACAGUGCCAGACAUACGAUGCCUUGACACUGUCAACGGAAGCCGCCAUUGCUGUAUACGGUGUCAUCAAGGAGCUCCCAGAAGGAAAGACAGCCCCAGAUAACCAUGAGUUGGCUGUUGACUUCUGGGAACUGGUGGGAGGCUCUCCACCAGGGGGUGCUGACAACUUGCUCAACGAGGAAGCUCAUGUAGAUGUUCAGCUUGACAACCGACACAUGAUGAUCAGAGGAGAAAAUACAUCCAAGGUUUUGAAGAUGAGAUCAGUAGUCAUGCAGUGCUUUAGGGCUCACUUCAUGGACCGGGGCUACUUCGAGGUGACCCCGCCCACUCUUGUACAGACACAGGUGGAGGGAGGUGCUACCCUUUUCAAACUCGACUUUUUCGGAGAAGAGGCCUUUCUUACCCAGAGUUCCCAGCUGUAUCUGGAGACCUGCCUGCCGUCGCUAGGAGACGUGUUCUGUAUUGCUCAAUCAUACAGGGCAGAGAAGUCCAGGACAAGGAGACACUUAGCAGAAUAUACCCACGUGGAAGCAGAGUGUAGCUUUAUAGACUUUGAUGGUCUGUUAGAUCGUCUUGAAGACCUUGUGUGUGAUGUCGUGGAUCGAGUUCUUAAAACACCGUAUGGAGAGAUUGUUUAUGAGCUUAACCCUGACUUCAAGCCACCAAAGAAGCCAUUCCGUAGAAUGCAGUACAAAGAUGCCAUUGUCUAUCUUAAAGAAAAUAACAUUACUAAGGAUGAUGGGACUUUCUAUGAAUUUGGAGAGGAUAUCCCAGAAGCCCCGGAAAGGAAGAUGACCGAUAAGAUUAACGAACCUAUAUUCUUGUGUCGCUUCCCUGCUGAAAUCAAGUCAUUCUACAUGCAGAGAACUGAAGGUGAUCGCAGGCUAACAGACUCUGUCGAUCUGCUGAUGCCAAAUGUUGGAGAGAUUAUUGGAGGCUCUAUGAGGAUCUGGCAUCAUGAGGAGAUGGAGGAGGGCUUUAAACGAGAAGGCAUUGACACAAAGCCUUACUACUGGUACAUUGAUCAGAGAAAGUUUGGUACCUGUCCCCAUGGAGGCUAUGGUCUUGGUCUGGAACGUUUCUUGUGUUGGCUGCUCAACAGAUACCACAUCCGUGAAGUGUGCUUGUACCCACGCUUCGUGGAUCGCUGUAGGCCUUGAACCACAGGCUGUACAGCACACACAUCGUCUAGAGCCCUGUUGUAUAUACAAGUCUAGUCUCUUGGUAGGACAAUUGGGGAACCUUGAACUGACUGGUAACUCUUUGAUAUGCUAUAAUAAUAUAUGUAGAUGCAGUGAGAUCACGGAAAUACUGCUCAAAGCAGCAUAUAGACUUUUACUAAUGUUUAGGUGAAGACUUUUUGUUUAAUGAAAUGUUAGACUAGAUACAGUUGUGCCAAAGGUGUGUUAUUGUAGCAUUCUUCUACUUUUUGAUAAGUUUUCAUAUUGAUUAUUUUCUGAGAAAAUGCAGCAGGUUAUACCUUCUCACACCAGACAAAACAUGUCUACUUUCCUUCUAAUGUGGUAUGGGAUCUUAUUGAAAUGGUUUUUACAGUCUUCAACAACUUGACUCACUUGACAGUAAUAAUCUGGCACUCAUCACUGGUGUUUUGGUGCAAAAACAACUUUAUGAAAAUCAUAUCUACCAAAUUAAAUAUUGUCACAUUUACUACCCAGCAUGGUUGUCCAGUUACAGAUAUAUAUAUAUACAUAUAUAUAUAUUUAUUUAUUUUAAAUGUUUCUUCAAAUGGGAGGAAGUAAAACAACACGUUUCAACAGACCCAAUGUAUGGAGAAUUAGUAAUCUCAGUUCUUAGAUUUCAAAUUAGGAAUUUGGGAAGAAAACUGUUUGAAGCAGGAAGUUCUUCCUGUCAGUAACAUGAGUACAAGUGUACUCACACAAGCAUAGAAGCUUCUCCCUGGAAUAUAGUUUUAGAUGGUUUUGUAUAAUGUUGGACACCUCUCUCAGCAACAUUCCAGCCUAUCAUUCCAACUGAAGAAGCUCCACCUAUCCUGUUUUUGCAAGGCCACAAUGCUGUUGGGAUUUUGAGUACUUAAGGUCCAAAUCAGUUUAUGUUAAAGGUGAUUUAAUGGAGGAGAUUGUCAGAUUCUGUGACUUGGUUGAUUGGGAGUCCAGGUAUCCGUUGAUCCACAUGGUGUGAUUCACUAGAACCAACUUACAUAAAUAAGUGAUCGUGGUCCAUACUUGGUUAUUCAUAGACCACCGUCACAGCUGAAAUACUGAGUUUGGCAUUAAACAACCAACAGUAAUCACGGUCCAUACUUGGUUAUUCAUAGACCACUGUCAUAGCUGAAAUACUGAGUUUGGCAUUAAACAACCAACAGUGGAAGCAUUAGGCUACAGUUGAAUGGCUGGAAUUAUUGCUGAGUGCUGUGUUGAACAACAAACAGUAGGCUAUAGGUGAAUGGCUGUCAAUUAGAGUUACAGGUGGGAAGGUGGUGUAUUAUAUUGGAACUAUAUGCUACGUUUAUAAAUAUUAGUUUGGAUUAUUAUGGUGUUUGGAAACUACAAGACUGGAUGCUGCGAAUAAAUUUUGUUAGUGAAUCUUUUCAUCCGGAAUGUAAUCAUGCCAGAGUUUAGUUCUGACUGAGUUACAUGACCCAGGCUUAUCAUGGACCAGUUUCUUAAAGAAAAAUUAAAUUCAAUGUAUUGAUGGGUUUUCUGAAUAUUUCAUUGCUCAAAAUCUCCAUCAUCUGCAGAACUCGUUUAAACUUCCUCAUGUUGUUUAUUAUGGCUUCAUUGUUUGUGUUGUUGUCUGCAGUUUUACUGUCAAUCAUACAGUCUCCAUUUGGACCACGAUUGCUCUUCAGGGAGUUUCCUUGAUCCUUUAACUGAUGUAUCCAAGAACAUCUGAACAAUGAGAUUACUGUUAUGUCCAUAUUGUUUCUUGCAUAUCUGAGAGGUUCUCUAUUUACUGACACUUUCAUGAAUGCAUGUCUCUUUGUAAUGGCUCCUGGUGCAGCACUGGACUCAAGGUGAUGGAGAGCCCAGAAUGAAAUGUGUUCAACAUGCAAACAACAUCACUGUUUAAUUUAUUUCCUUGAUGUACUGAAAGUGACACAUCUUUGCUGCAAUAUUGAAUAAAUUGCUGUACACAUA
Molecule: messenger RNA, 3795 nt
Organism: Haliotis rubra (blacklip abalone)
Lineage: Eukaryota; Metazoa; Mollusca; Gastropoda; Lepetellida; Haliotidae
Product: asparagine--tRNA ligase, cytoplasmic-like
Exons: 18
Coding region: 163-1836 (557 amino acids)
Biological process (GO): asparaginyl-tRNA aminoacylation
Cellular component (GO): cytoplasm
Molecular function (GO): ATP binding; asparagine-tRNA ligase activity; nucleic acid binding
Source: RefSeq, a predicted model, not a curated record